Spirodela intermedia is the source of this 4723-nucleotide messenger RNA. The record is from the annotation of a GenBank genome assembly. NCBI's taxonomy places the organism in Eukaryota, Viridiplantae, Streptophyta, Magnoliopsida, Alismatales, Araceae.
AUGGAGGGCGUCGGGGCUCGGCUGGGUCGUUCGUCGACCCGCUAUGGUCCGGCGGCGGUCUUCAGCGGGCCGGUGAGGAAGUGGAAGAAGAGGUGGGUGCAGGUGGCGAACCCCAACGGCGGAGCCGCUUCCCACGCCGGCAACGGCAGCGGCAGCGGAAACAGCAGUUCCCAUCUUGUCCUCUACAAGUGGACGCCGACCUCCUCCCAGAGCAACGCCUCCGUCGCCGCGGCCGGCGGGGUGGCCGUCGCCGGCAAGGUUUCGGCGACGGAGGAGUCUCCCCGGCGAAAGUUUCGUUACGUCCCGGUAUGAGUUUAUGUCUAAAUUUUUUGGUGGUAACCCCUUGGUUUGGCAAUUUGAUCGAUAUGGGGUUGGGGGUGAAGAAGAUGUUUCCAUGGCUCAUUGCCGCUUUCUAUUUCUCAUGUCACGAGGGCUUGCAGUCUAGCGCUCUAGUGAUCGCUAUUUAGCACACUCACGAAUCCCCCACUUGCAUCACCAAUAGUAAUCCAUACGCGUGCUAGCUAAUGACGCGAGUCUCCUGUCGGACGUUACGAAUUUGAAAGAAGUUUCUUUCCUAGGAAACAUGGGUUUUUUAUGGACACAUUACCUGUAAAUACUUGUGGUCGUUUGACCUUGCCAAAUAGGUACCACGGAAACGACUCUGUUGACUUCGUCAAAAGCUAACUUGUUGAUGCCAUCAAACAUAUCACAUGGAGGCAUCAGCUUGUGUGGUGCUCUGAUAUCUUAAGACUUACUGAGCUAAUAUAUCGUUCUUGCUGAAUUUAUUCGUAGAUUAUGUAGUUUUACAGGAGAACCAUGAACCCAUUCUGCAAGUAUAAAUUUCUGACGGAGAAAUACCUGGCGCUAUUUGUGAUAGAGCACAGAAAUCUUUCCGCAAAUAAAGAGCAAGUGUACUUUUGGUGACUUUGGACCAUAUCUUUUUAGAAUGUGGGACACUAAACGUUUUGCGGAAAAUAUUAUUGCUAGCUGUCCAUGGUUAUGCUUGCAUGUUCACAGAAGGAUGAUUUGUUGAGCGAAGGAAAAUAUUUUUACCCACAACUUUUGUGGAAAUUUUGGAUGUUGAGGAAUGGUUGAUUUCGUCAACUUGAUUGGAAAAUUUUAAAAGGGCUAUUGACACUGGUGCAAUGGAGUAGUGAUUGGUCAUGCUAACUACCCUAGCUCAGAGAAAAGUAGAAUAUUAUUGGUCAAUCCCCUUUUCAUUCUUGUUCAGCCUUUUUUUAGGUGAGCAGAGAUGUGUUGAAGCAUCCUUUUGAUUUUACUUUCAUUGACGAACUAUGCUACUCAUGUCAGUAAACUAGUUCGAUCUUAAAAAUAAACGAAAAAAGUGGUCUAAUCACUGGUUCGCUGCCAACAUGGGAGAUAAUGCAUCAUGCAAGUGCUAAAAGCAUUCAGAACCGGCGACAGUGGACAGUUUGAAUGUCUGGGAUGCACUUUGAGAAUAAAAUUCAAAACAGUGGAAGCUGAUGGCUGUUCCUAGUUGGACGAUAAACUGCAAGGUUAGGAAGUGUUCCAUAUCUACCUAGCGAUCUUUAUGUAGAUUCAUGAGGUUUCAUCUGUACGAGUAUUGUUAUCUCUAAUGUAAGCUUUGGUUUCAUUUAUAUCGAAUCUUGGAGAAAAAAAUGUUUCACACCGUGCAAAUCUACAGUGCAUGAAUUUUAAUAUAUGUACAUACGUGUGUAUAUGUAAAUCUGCACGAUAGAGAUUCUACAGUUGCCAUCUCCAUGUCUUCUCACAAUAGACAUGGUGCUAAAGCUUCGAUAUACAUUCAAUUUUUGAAUUCUUUUGGUUUCUCUUAUACUUUAGUAUAAAGCUUUUGAAGAAUUUAUUAAAGUUUCUCAUGUGUUUUUAUUUCUUCAUAUGUCUAAAUUGGAGCCUCCAACAAACCAACAACUGAUUCUUAUUGGUACACAGAUUACAAAACUUCGGGGAAUUUAUGGCAGGCAUCUUUCCUUGAAGUCAUUUAUCGUUUCAAAAUUUCAGCUUUCUAUGAUUAACAAACAUAAAUUUGCUGAAAUCGAUGAAGAUUCCGCAGCAUGAACAGUAUUUCUCCUAGUAGGAGACAAGUUUUCUGAGGAUUAAGCUUCAACUCACUGGACUCUAAAACGUUUUUUCACUGAAGUGUUUCCCUCUAUUUGGUUCAUCGCUGACCACUUUACAAUCGUAACAUUGUGUUGCCUUUACUAUCUAAAAUGAGUUGCCUCUGAUGACCUCAUUUCUCAUCCCAAUUGGUUUCAUUUUCUUAAAUAUGGUUGAUAUAUUGAUUUAGUUGGAAACCACUUUUUUGGAGGAAACCAACUUACCCACAUGCCAAAAGAAGCUUGCCUUUUAUCCUUUCAUAUUUGGUAAAAUUGAUUUAUUAAUUAGCUUAAUAUUUCACUCUUGUUCUCUCCAAGGAAAAAAGGGGACAUAGGUAUUUGAUCAGAAGUUAAUCCUUUUUGUUGCAUCCUUCUGAGUACCAAUCCCGAUGGCAAACUGUGGUCGUUCCUUCUUUUAUUUUUAUCUAUUAUGAAAUUGGCAGCUGCGACGAAUGAAAUGAUGGUUUCACUUCCAUCUGCACAAGAAAUGGAAAAAGCAGAGCCAUACUCGUUUUUAUUUAGGAAAAUAUGUUCCCUUUUUCUAUGGACAGACCUCGUUUGAGAGGUGAAGUUAGGACCUUUUAACUUUGAUUUGAUUUUCCUUUCGCUUUAGAAAGCUUCUGCGACCAGAUAUUACCUUGUCAUAUUAAAGUCUGCCAACCUUUGCUAUUUUGAUCACAUUCUUUACCAUCGAAAGGUGUAUGAAUCCCAUAGGGCUUGACCAGAAUCGGGUUCUUCUCUUUCACAACCCUUGAACAUAGUGCUGUGUAUGAAUCUGAGAAAUUUGAAUUACUACCCCGCCCAUGAUCAUGAUGGUCAUUUGUUGAGUUAGAAAUAAUGCUACCUUUUUUAUUUUAAAGUGGGUAUAGUACAUAAGUCCUGCCUUGCUGACUUUACAUUCUAUCGAGGCUUGACAAGCGGAAAAACCAAGUCAGAUCACAUCACUGCAGUUUACUACACUCGUUGGUUCUUACUGAGGUGGGUUGAGCUUGUACUAGCCCAUGUCAAAACACUCUUAGAAUCAAGCAUCGAUUCCAUUCAAAAGGCUUUCAGGGUGCUGCCCGAUUUUUCUUAAUGUAGAUUUGAUGAUGGGCACAGGGAUUAUCUAUUCAAAUCGAUGGACAUGGUGAGUUGGAAAAUCAAGCCCCCAUUGUGUAGACUCUCGCAAUUUUUUUUCCCUGGAAGGAUUAAAUGUUCCCUCUUUUAUUGAAGUCCUCCAUUUAUAGAGGAAUCGAGGAAAACAAUGGCAGGAGAUCAUCUUAUCCACUGGCUUCUGAUGUGAUCUAUGCUCACUACCUGUACCAUCUCAUGGAUGGUGGUCAACGUUCAUGCAUAAUUCUAUGCACAGAUAAAAAGGUCCAUUCCAGUACCCGGUGUUCCAGCUUGUUUGUCAUUGUUUAAACUGUCAAGUGGUGGCUUACUUCUUCGUGCAUUGGAGGCCUCUCAUCAGCUUGUUUGUAUACUUUCUGCGAGUUCGAAAUGGCGAUCUCAUGGAGUUUGCUCAUAUGAUUAGCUAAUGAGAAAGCGGAUGGGCUCAGCAUGCUUCUUCUUCUUCUGCCAUUUUAGGGUUCUUCACAUCGAGCAAACCCCUAGAGAGCAGAGAUUCAUGGGUGGAACCUACUUACUAGGGCUUUUUAAGUGGGUUGAAUUCCUUGGGAUCAGCAUGCUUCUGCGGAUUUGAUAGGCUCAGUUACUCCAUCCUAGUUCAUAGAUGGAAGGCCCGAUGACAUACUUUUGGCCUAUUUAGGAUGAGGAUGACAAGCGCUGGCGAUCUUCUAUUUUUUAUUUUUUUGUUUCAUUUUUUAGGUAAAAGUGCUGAUUGUGGGCGUGUUCUUUUAUUUUUAGUUGCGACAAAUUCUCACCAGACUGGUUACUACGCAGGUUUCUGUGAUUGAAGAACAGAAGCAAGAAGAUUCUGCGAAAACAGAUGAGGAGACCAAGCCGAGAGACGGUGAGUCUUUUCCCAGACAGGCAAAGAGUGUCAGUUCCGAAGAGAAGCCCGAUGUCAACGAUGUUCCCAAGGAAGAAGAAACGCAGGUACCAAUACAUACAAACAUCCUCCGAGCGCGCAUCUAGAUCUCCCCUCCAAUUCUCUUUCUGAGCAAGAUUAUCAUGCGGUAUCAUUUCUAGAUCCUGAUUUUGAGCUAAUAGAGCAAAGAGAAGUGUUUUCUUCUUUUCUUUUCUUUUUUUUUGAGAAAAAGGGUUUUCAGUGUUGGAUGAAUCGGAUUGUAAUCGCCGAGGAUUCAUAAACCGCAUCUUCUUCUUCUUUUUUUCCAAGGAAAUGCAUCUGAUAUACUCCCGGAUUUUAAUCUUUUGGGAAUCAUUUCUAAUCGAAGUGCAUCUUUUUAGCCCAGGGUUCUUUUUUUUUUUUUUUGAAAGAUCUCGCCGUCUUUUCUGCUCCGAUGAUUAACCAAGAAGAAGAAACCCACCCACUACUUCACUGGAAUUCCUAGCCAUGCAUGGCAAGGCUUCUUCUUCUUCUUCUUCUAUCUAUUUGAGCAGAUAACUGAGAGAAAGGGGGAGAGCGGGGGUGUUUGUAGGGUGCAGGGCCGGAGCGGGAGGCGGGGGACGCCCACCUGGACCUCAGCCUGGGCUUGAAAUCCCACGACGGCGAGCGGAGGGGUUGA